UAUAAUAAUGGUGGGUUUAAAGAUAUUGGCAGAUCAUGACUCACGUCCCUGCAAUAAAGUUUUGCGGAAUAAUGUCGUUGCUCCUUGACCAGAAAUCAAGAUCAGAUUUCACUUUUCUUUUCUAUAUUGCAACAUUCGCUGGUGUAACUAGGUCGACUUUGACUUUUAUUAUUUAAAUAUUCUAUGGAAAAAAAGAAAACAGUUCGUAAUUCUAUAUAUCCAGUUAUCGUCGCGUAAUAAUCUCUAGAAUUAAACAAUUAUUUAUUACCGCGGAUUAAUUUUAUAAUUUUCUUUUUUGCGAUUAAAGUAAUACAUUUUGUUGCAAAUGAAAACGCUAGAUUUUUACUUUGUAACUAUCUUAAUCUGCUUUCACAAUAUUAUUCUUAUACGAUAAUACUUAAUACCCAUAAGUACUUAUAUAUUUCUGGUUACAAGAUUUAAAAAAAACUGUACAAUUUAUCAGUAAAUUGUAUUUUAUAAUUGUCUCGCAACACAGCAGUUCGAUCAGAUUAAUCAUUUUGCUACAGGAAAUGGACAAGGUUACAAGGAAACGUACACGAUCUAUAGAUAUAGAACAUUUCAAUGAUGCUCGUCAGCAUAACUUCACGUUUUAACAAUUUACAAAAAACUGGCAUACGAUCCAUCGUAUUUAAUGUUAAACUACCUAACAAUAUUAACAUGUACCUUCAAGGCUCCUACUUUUUCAAUCUUCGAAUAUUUUUUCGGAUUUCUUUUUGCGACAAGUACAAAGGGAGAAUCCUUCUCGUUGUAACGACCCCUUAAAAGUUAACGUACAAUGUUCCGUUACCGAAUUAUGGCAAAUUUAUACCAUACCAAACAGCUUGGAAAUCCUAAUACAUUUUCAAUGUUUAUCAACAUUGGAAUACUUUUGCGUGACACUGUACUAACGUACGACGUACAGUAUAUAUAGUCAAUCUUUGUCAGUACUCCCGUCGCGGUCUUAAUCGCAGUGCUUACAUAUCCAUAGGUAGAGAACGAUAAAGUUAACAGUGCGAUUUCGACUACCGAUCGAGGCGAACAUCGUCGGUCCCGCUCGGAAAUCUCGAUCGCGAUAUUUCGAUUUCAAGUAAACUUACGCGCCACGCGAUCCACUCUCUCGUUAUUACUACGCAUUUCCUAAACCAAAAAAAAAGAAAAAAAAAGAAGUUUUGCUGAUAAUAAUGCAUCGUUCAAGGAUACUCUAGCAAUACGCGAAGAGUUUCAACAGCAUGCUUCUCAUGCACGAAACUACUGUCAGUGUCUGAUUUGAAUUUCAUCGGAUCCGUGCCAGGCAAAAAACAAGCACAAUGGCAACGAAAGAUGAAGACACGACAGAGAAACUCAAAUACCCCAAGUCGAUAUUCUUCAUCAUCAGCAAUGAAUUCUGCGAGAGAUUCACCUUCUAUGGAAUGCGAACAAUAACACAUCCACCGCGAUCUAUCAUGUCUUCAUUAUGUUCGCCUACUUUUUCCCCAUCUUCGGGGCGAUAUUGGCUGACACGGUGCUUGGAAAAUUUAGCACCAUCUUCUACUUAAGUAUCAUUUACGCCAUCGGACAAAUUCUCUUAUCCGUAACUGCUGUUCCAACUAUAGGGCUACCGGCAAGGGAAUUUUCGAUGGUUGGUCUACUCCUUAUAACCCUCGGUACAGGCGGUAUAAAGCCUUGCGUGGCAGCGUUCGGCGGUGACCAAUUCAUCUUGCCUCAACAAGAACGAUACUUAUCCACGUUCUUCUCGCUGUUUUACUUUUCCAUUAACUCCGGCUCCCUGAUCUCGAGCUUCUUAACGCCGAUGCUUCGCAGUAGCGUCACGUGUUUCGGCCAAAAUUCCUGCUAUUCCCUAGCAUUUUUCGUGCCGACCGUUCUCAUGACUUUGUCCAUCGUGAUAUUCGUGCUUGGAAAACCUUUGUACAAAAUAGUGAAACCUACAGGCAACGUCGUGUUGGUCGUCUCCAAGUGCAUUUCCCAUGCCAUUUACAAGAAAGCGACAUCGAAACAAGAGAAAAGGGAACACUGGCUUGAUCAUGCGGACGAUGAGUAUGAUAAACCACUGAUAAACGACAUCAAAGCCGCCCUGCAGGUCAUGAAGUUGUUCGUACCGAUACCGAUCUUCUGGGCGUUGUUCGAUCAGCAGGGCUCCCGGUGGACGAUCCAGGCGAACAAAAUGAACGGCGAGAUCGGUAAUUUCAUAUUACAGCCGGAUCAAAUGCAGGUGGUUAAUCCAUUUCUGGUACUCGCCUUUAUCCCGCUGUUCGAGACCUGUAUUUAUCCACUUCUGGCGAAGAUCGGUAUUCGGACUCCGCUGAAAAAGUUGACUAUAGGUGGCUUUCUAGCCGCCUUAUCCUUUGUUGUUUCAGCGCUCGUUGAACUUAAACUCGAGACAACGAAUCCGGUUUUGCCCUCGGAAGGUUUUGCUCAGAUACGAGUGUUCAAUACUUUAAAUUGUACUGUGGACAUGACUAUAGAAAAUGAAAACUUUGAUCUUAAUGGCAUGGGCAUGUGGUCAAACAAAUAUAUUAAAGUAAAGGGCACGAAAGACUUAGAGUACAUGGUAGAAUUUCCAAAGUGCCCUAACUCUAUACCAUCUUAUACAGGAAAGAUCAAUGUGCCUGAAGCCAAAGCAUCUUCUUGGGUUCUCACACCCAAUAAUAUCUCUCGCACGUACAUUGACUCGGUAGAGAAAUCGAAAACGGGUAAUCCCUUAGUACGUGGUCUCUUUUCUAUAGAAAAUUCAAGAGAAAAUCUCACAUUGUCGUUCCAUAAAGAGGACAAAAGUAUUCUCGAUUUAACUAUAAUGCCUGGCACAACCGAAACAACAUUGCAGGAAAUUAAACCUGACAAUUAUGACAUUUAUAUCAACAAUAAAAAAGAGAAAAGCGACGUACGCUUUAAAUUGGGUGGAGUUUAUACGGUGAUUGGCUCUGACUUUUCGAAGCAGAUGAUUUUAGAUGUUGUUACCGUGACAGAGCCAAAUUCAAUGCACAUGUUAUGGUUGGUACCACAAUACAUUCUGAUUACAAUGGGUGAAAUCAUGUUUUCUGUGACCGGUUUAGAAUUUGCAUUCACGCAAGCGCCCACCAGUAUGAAGUCUUUGUUGCAAGCUAGCUGGCUAUUAACAGUGGCCUUUGGUAAUCUCAUAGUGGUCAUAAUCGCGGAAGCAUCAUGGUUUAGCAGACAGGUUUAUGAGUUCUUCCUAUUUGCUGGGCUGAUGUUCAUCGAUAUCAUAAUACUUGCCAUAAUGGCAAGUUUCUAUAAAUAUGUGGAGAGACCGGAGGAAGAUCAAAGUAUGACAGAAGAAAUUCAGAAUGGAGAGGUCAAUAAAUCUUACAGUGACAAUGAGAAGUGAACUAUUAAUUAAUGCUAAUCUAAGACUACUCAAAAAGUUUUGCACUUGUUCCAUAUGACCACAGUGUUUCGAAGCACCUGGAACCUCAAGAAUAUUAUGUGCUCUGAACACUUUUAAGCCUUUAAACGAUCGUUGAUUAAAGUCCAAUCAAGAUAACGUCUAUUUAUACUUAUUAUGAAUAAUUUA
Messenger RNA from Colletes gigas, 3529 nucleotides. Its product is annotated as peptide transporter family 1. Bases 1454 to 3343 code for a protein of 629 amino acids. The transcript is spliced from 9 exons. Gene Ontology annotation, biological process: oligopeptide transport; transmembrane transport. Gene Ontology annotation, cellular component: membrane. NCBI's taxonomy places the organism in Eukaryota, Metazoa, Arthropoda, Insecta, Hymenoptera, Colletidae. The record is from RefSeq and is a predicted model, not a curated record. Gene Ontology annotation, molecular function: dipeptide transmembrane transporter activity.